This is a messenger RNA of Myxocyprinus asiaticus (Chinese sucker), 2111 nucleotides long. Its product is annotated as barrier-to-autointegration factor-like. Bases 145 to 414 code for a protein of 89 amino acids. The record is from RefSeq and is a predicted model, not a curated record. Gene Ontology annotation, molecular function: DNA binding. The transcript is spliced from 2 exons. NCBI's taxonomy places the organism in Eukaryota, Metazoa, Chordata, Actinopteri, Cypriniformes, Catostomidae.
UAGCAGAUUUUUAAAGAUAAAACCGAUUAGGAAGCUGUGAAAGGUGGCAUCCUUAGAAUGGGUUUAACCUAUGUAUUUGCUGCAUAUUUUUAAAAUAGUUUCCUGACAUUACAACAAAUCAUUGCCAACUCACAAUAAGCUGCAAUGACAACUUCACGAAAGCAUCAGCUUUUCUGUGCUGAGCCAAUGGGAGAAAAAUCUGUAUAUACACUUCCUGGAAUCGGUCCUGUGCUGGGCGGACGACUAGAGAAUAUCGGAAUAAGAAGAGCGAGGGACGUCCUGGGGCGUUUCCUGGUCUUGGAGAUGCGUGAGUGGGAGUUUAAGAGCUGGCUUAGAGAUACAUGUGGAGCAAAUGCCAAACAGCAGCGAGACUGUUACAACUGCCUGAAAGAAUGGACAGAUAAUAAUUUGUAAUGAGAAUACUUAUGUACUAGUUUAAUUCAGGGCUGUAGCUAGUGGGGUGAAAGGUGGUAAAGAUUUUAGGGGCCCAAAUGUCCAGGGGGCCCCACAAAAAAUUCUAAACUCUAUUUUUUCAUAGGAAAGGGUCUCAGAGCAAUGUAGAGUCAGGGGGCCCAGAUUACCUUGCUACGGUCGUGGUUGCAUCUACUUUGUUCUUUUGUAAUAAUAUUUAUUUAUAGAUUCAUUUAGUUCUGUUAAUUUAGUUUCAUUUAGUUUUAUGUCUCACAUGUAUGUGCAAGCUAUAUGAUUAUUAAUAAAAUGUUUGUUAAUUUUCAGUCAGUGACAACUACACAUAAUACAUAUGUUACAGUAAAUUAAUUGAAAAAUGUAAACCUGGAGAUAUUUCUUAAUUUUUUCCGCAUUUCUCCAUUUGUCAUAUUCACCAAUUAAAACACAACCCAUACCCUGCCUACAUUGUGACACUAAGUCUAGCGUAAAUAAGAAUUCAGCAAAUGGAGAUCUUUGUAAAUACCAAAGAUUACUGCACCAAUGUAAUUUACAAAAACAGACACAGCCUGAAUUAAUGGCUAUGUGAAUAUCAUGUUUUUAUUGUUACUUAAAGACAGAAACAAUCAGUAUUAACUCAAAAUAAGCAUUUAUUGUAUCCUACAAUUUUUAAACAACAGCUUGUGAAGACUACUGAAAAUACUAAAGGGCUCAAAGAUCUUUAUUGCAUUUUAUAUAUUAGCAUAUUACACUCUGAUGUUUGCUCCUUUCAGAUUAUAAUCUUCGAAUGAAUCUGAAGCAAUGCUUCUGUGUAUUUUAUAAUUGACUAUCCCCCAACACUUAAUAUUUUAUGAGUACAUUAGAAAUGGAACUGUAGAUGCAGAUGUUGGAAUACCCAACUACCUGUUUCACAAAUGUAACCUACAAAAAACAAAUAUCUGAAAUGCUAACUGUCCACAGUAGUAUUUCAGGACAGUCUGAAGAUAUUACAAGCAGGCCAGGCAUAUAAAAUAAUGGUAUGAUAAGAAGAUUGCGCUGUUUACUUUGUUAAAAUAUCAAUUUUCAAUCAAAUUAAAAGGUGUCUCAGAGGUCAAUGUCAUAAAAACACAUAAGCUUAUAUUAAAUAUUGGUAGUGUGCAAUUAUUAUUACAAUGUAUAGUAGAAUUACUACAAACCUCCAUACUAGUACUUUUUACAAACCAAGAUGUAAAAAAACUGAUCAAACAAUGAAGUUAUUAUCAGUAUAAUGUGUGGUGGCCAUGUAAAAGUGUUAUUAGGAUCUAUGAUGGCCUUAAAAUGUUGUCGAGUGAUUUAUAGGUGUGCAUAGUCAGUGCCAAAGACUGAUUGCACCAAGGUGUAUCAUUGGUUAUCAGCUCCUUUUAUGUCUUAUGUUUGAAGACCAUUUAGAGACCUGCAAUAACAGGUUAUGUAUUCACCAUUAGUUAUUACUCUUGUGGCGGGGGAGCUUUAUGAACAGUUUUGCUGUUUGCUACUGUUGAUGUUCAAAACCUGGUUAAUUUUGAACAUGUGUGCAAUCAAACAAUGUGUGGUUGAUUGUGAGGGUGUAUGCAACAUUAAAUUAUCAUUUACACUAAGAAAUGAUCACACUUCAAUCAAUUAAAAUCAUUAUUUUAAUGGGGUUUGUCUGUUACUGUAGACUGCGUAAUUUGUUGUAAUCUCAUUACGGCUUUGAAACUUCUGAAAAA